AUGGCGGUGAAUAAAUGCUUGAAGUAUCUCCUCUUUCUCUUCAACUUGCUGUUCUGGAUCAGCGGCUGCAUCAUCUUGGGUGUUUCCAUCUACCUGAAGGUCAACAAGGAUAAGAAUUCUAUUUCAAGUGAGUCCCUCCCGGGCGUGGACCUCCUGAUCGCUGUGGGGGUGAUCAUCAUGCUGCUGGGCUUCCUGGGCUGCUGUGGUGCCAUCAAAGAGAACCGCUGUAUGCUUCUAUUGUUCUUCAUCUUCCUGCUGCUGAUCUUCCUGCUCUUGGUGGCAGCAGGUAUUCUGGGAGCUAUUGGCGAACAUAAGGUCAAAGACUGGAUUCGUGAGCGCAUGAAUAAAUACCUGCCUCUGAAUAACCAACCUGACAGUGUUAAAGAGGACCUGUAUAAGAUGCAGACUGAACUCAAGUGCUGUGGUCUGCUCAAAGGUCCAGCCGACUGGACCAGUAUUCCUCCAUCCUGCAAAUGCCAAAGCACUGACGAGACAGCAAAAGACAACUGUGACUCCAAUGGUACAUUUAAGACGACAUGCACUGAUCGAAUCAUUGAGGAGAUGGAGAAAAGCAUGGGGAUUGUGUUGGGAAUUGCCUUCGCCAUAGCCAUCCUCUUGAUCUUUGGUAUGGUCAUAUCCAUGAUCUUGUACUGCCAGAUUGGAAAGAAGGACAGUGCCACUACAGCAUAA
Molecule: messenger RNA, 690 nt
Organism: Knipowitschia caucasica
Lineage: Eukaryota; Metazoa; Chordata; Actinopteri; Gobiiformes; Gobiidae
Source: the annotation of a GenBank genome assembly